Adelges cooleyi (spruce gall adelgid) is the source of this 2241-nucleotide messenger RNA. Its product is annotated as cytochrome P450 4C1-like. Gene Ontology annotation, molecular function: oxidoreductase activity, acting on paired donors, with incorporation or reduction of molecular oxygen; heme binding; iron ion binding. The transcript is spliced from 8 exons. The record is from RefSeq and is a predicted model, not a curated record. The coding region runs from base 112 to 1695 and encodes 527 amino acids. Lineage: Eukaryota; Metazoa; Arthropoda; Insecta; Hemiptera; Adelgidae.
GUGCGCAUGAGAUUAUACAUUUUAGAAUAAUGAAAAACCUAGUUAGUCGUACUGUAUAGUUACUAAAAGUUGGUUGUAGUAUUAGUAUUUCAUAUAUUCAUCCUAUAGAAAAUGCAAUUAAACGAAAUGGUUUCGUUUUGGCAGGUGUCGGACAUAAUAAAUGAUACAAGCCUUAAUAACAUUAUCGUUAUACAUACAGCGGUAAUAUUAUUUUUAGUAGUUGUGUAUUAUAAAAUUGUAAGCCGAAGAAAGAUAUCAUUAGCAAAACGAAUACCAGGUCCAGAUGGUUUCUUUUUUGUGGGAAUGCUACCUGUUUUACUUGGAGGACCUGAAAAACUAUUGAAGAAUAUAUUAAAAAUUGGCAGAAAAUUCGAGAAUACUUUAUUCAAAGCUUGGAUUUUGGAUCAAUUAUACGUAUUUCCUGGAAACCCCGAAGAAAUAGAAGCGAUUCUUACCAAUCCUAAUAUGUUCAACAAAGCUAAACUUUAUAAUGUUGCUAGCGAAUCAAUUAUGGGCGACGGAUUAUUUACAAACAGGGUGUUUGACGAAUGGAAAAAUAACAGAAAAUUGGUAGCCGCGGGGUUUAAAUUUUCGAUGCUAAAAUCGUUCAUACCGAUAUUUUACGAGGAAGCCAAAUUCCUGAGCCAAGUAUUGUACGAGAAACGGGAUAGCAAUACAAAUGAAUGCGAAAUAAGCUGUGCAAUCGAGAUGGCGACAAUGGAGAUGAUCGGAAGAACCGCUUUAGGUGUAAAAUUUAAUACACAGAAAAACGCCAAACACGAAUUUUUGGAGAACUUACAUUUCAUCCAAAAGGCUGUAGAAUACCGAGUAACACACCCAUGGUUUCUGAACAGGAGUCUGUUUCAGUUGUCGACGUAUAAACGUAAACAUGACAUUAGCCAAAGUAUAAUUUACCGUUUCAUCGAAGAUUUAGUCCAGAGAAAAAAAAAAGAAUUGAGAAAUAGGAUAAACAGUCAAGGAGAACAUAACGAAGAGUGUAUGGGCCUUAAAUGUAAAUCUUUUAUUGAAAUACUGCUCGAGAAUGAACAUCAGAUGUCAUUUAAUCAAUUACGGGAUGAAAUAAUAACUACUAUAAUUGGGGGUCAAGAUACUACAGCUUUGGCGAUAGCGUGUUCAAUAUUUAUGUUGGCUCAUCAUCAGGAUAUACAAAAUAAAGUAUUGGAAGAGUUAUUGACAAUAUUUUCUACUGGCGAUCCGGAUCGACCACCUACCUACGAGGAUUUACAAAAGAUGGAUUACUUGGAACGUGUAAUCAAAGAAACUCUAAGACAUUUUCCCCCUUUUCCCUUGUUUGGCAGAAACGUUGAAAAAGAAACUGUUAUCGGAGGCUACUUAAUCCCUGCAGGUUCAUCGGUCAUAUUUUGCUCUGGUCGCAUACACUUUAAUGCAAACCUUUAUCCGGAACCAGAAAAGUUCAAUCCGGACCACUUCUUGCCCGAAGCAUGUCGCAGUCGCCAUCCGUAUUCGUUCCUUCCCUUUAGCGGUGGUUACAGAAAUUGCAUUGGUAUGAAAUAUGCAAUGCUCCAAAUGAAAUCUGUCGUCUCAACAUUGGUCAGAUCUUAUCGUUUCAGUCCGUCGGACAAGUGUCCAAAACCAGAAAAUCUUCGUUUAACUUAUGCUGGGACACAAGCGUUUGUCGACGGGUGUUACGUUAGAAUAGAAGAGAGAAUGUGAUCAAUUAUUGAAUUAGGAUUUUAAACCAGAAUUAUUUACAUAUUUGGUUAAAGUUGUUCGCGUAAUUAUGUUGAUUUAGUUAACCGAGGUAAUACUUAUAUCUAAUAACACAUAUCGUUCCCGUUUACGCAAAACACAUGAAGUCCAAAAAUGGGUGUUUUAAGAAUGAGCUUUUUAAAAUUGUACAAACAUUGAGAUAUUACAUAACGGACUUAAAUAUAAUUUAAAAUCACUCUUUAAAACGAUUUUUAACAUAAUUGGAUUUGAGGAGGUAUAGCAUAUGGUAUACAGUUGCAUUGUACAUAAAUAUCUCAAAAAACCCAUACUUGGACUUGAAGUGUUUUGCGCUAUUUGUCAUUAGGCUUAGUUAUUAUUUUGGCUUACCAAUUUGUUGGUGUUGUCAUUUCUUUCCAAAUAUAUCUUCUAUAAACUAUUUAAGCUGUCUAUACAGGGUGUUCCACAAUGAUUCGACAAAUGAGAUAACUUUUGUUUUAGUGAAUAUUUUUAAGGUUUUUUUUUGUUUAAUUAAAUUAUACUCAUUCGCGC